CCAGUUUGGUAUUCGGAUAACAAACAAGAAAGGGACUGGCCAGAUUAUGAUGACACUUCUAGUGUGAAAAGCGAGGGUGCUGUCCGUGGUGGCUACCGAGGACGUGGCCGUGGACGAGGCAGAGGGAGAGGACGUGGCCGAGGAGGCAUGCGUUCACACUUUGAUUACCAGUAUGGGUACAGGAAAUUUGACGGUACAGAUGGUCCUCGAGGUCCGAAAUAUCCCAGUAAUAUCACUUACUACUAUGACAACAUGAGCAGCUCAGAUCUGUACAGUGUGGAUCAGGAGCUGCUGAAAGAUUACAUCAAACGGCAGAUAGAAUAUUACUUCAGUGUGGACAAUCUGGAGAGAGACUUUUACCUGCGUAGAAGAAUGGAUUCUGAAGGUUUCCUUCCUAUAGAGCUAAUAGCCACCUUUCAUAGAGUACAGGCUCUCACCACCGACAUUGGGUUGAUAGUUAAGGCAUUAAAAGACAGCAAAGUGGUAGAAGUGGUAGAUGAGAAAGUUCGUAGAAAAGAGAAGCCUGAUGCCUGGCCUCUCUUAGUCCCUCCAGCGGAUGCUGCUCAAACUGACUUUUCCCAACUUAUCAACUGUCCUGAGUUCGUACCCCGACAAGGAUUUCAGAAGGAGACAGAAUCAGCUCCUGGAUCACCAAGAUCCUCCAGCCCCCCUGUGCCCUCAAAGUCAGUGGAAGUUAGUAACCUGAAGACUAUGCCAAAGGGGCUGUCUGCAAGUUUACCAGACUUGGACUCUGAGAGCUGGAUAGAAGUCAAGAAGAGGCCACGACCUUCUCCAGCCAGGACAAAGAAGCCAGAAGACGUGAGGUCCCCACAGCAGACUGUGACCCCUGCAAUGACACCCCAGAAACCCUUAAAGGACCAGGAUGAGCCAGAGGAGCUGGACUUCAUGUUUGAUGAGGAGAUGGAGCAGAUGGAUGGCCGCAAGAACACCUUCACUGACUGGUCAGAUGAGGACUCUGACUUUGAAAUUGAUGACCGGGAUGUGAACAAAAUCUUGAUUGUCACGCAGACCCCACCUUACCUGCGCAAGCACCCUGGAGGAGAUCGCACAGGAAACCACACAUCACGGGCCAAGAUGAGCUCCGAAUGGGCCAAAGUGAUCAAUGAUGGCUUGUUCUACUAUGAGCAAGAUCUAUGGACUGAGAAGUUUGAGCCAGAGUAUUCACAGAUUAAGCAAGAGGUGGAGAAUUUUAAAAAGGUCAACAUGAUCAGCCGAGAGCAGUUUGACACCUUAACUCCAGAACCUCCAGUCGAUCCCAACCAAGAAGUUCCUCCAGGACCCCCAAGAUUUCAGCAAGUUCCCACAGAUGCCUUGGCGAACAAGCUCUUUGGUGCCCCUGAGCCUUCCACCAUCGCCCGCUCCUUACCGACCACAGUCCCAGAAUCUCCAACUUACCGCAAUGCCCGAACGCCACGUACCCCACGCACCCCCCGGUUGAAGGAUCCUGCGGUCAUGCCUCGGUUUUACCCUGUAGUGAAGGAGGCCCGAUCGAUUGAUUCAAAGACACCUAGAAAAAGGAAAACGCGACACAGUUCUAAUCCACCCAUGGAGUGCCAUGUGGGGUGGGUGAUGGACUCCAGGGAACAUCGACCUCGAACUGCCUCUGUGAGCGCCAGCCCUUCUGAGGGGGCUCCAUCCCUGAGCAAUUACGGCUGUACGCCCCAAUCUUUGCCAAAGUUCCAGCAUCCUUCCCAUGAGCUGCUGAAGGAGAAUGGAUUCACACAGCACGUUUACCACAAGUACCGCCGACGUUGCCUUAAUGAGAGGAAACGGCUAGGCAUUGGCCAGUCCCAAGAAAUGAACACACUUUUUCGCUUCUGGUCCUUCUUCCUACGAGAUCAUUUCAAUAAGAAGAUGUAUGAAGAGUUUCGACAACUCGCCGUAGAGGAUGGAAAGGAAGGAUACAGGUAUGGUUUGGAGUGCCUUUUCCGAUACUACAGCUAUGGUCUGGAGAAAAAGUUCAGAGUGGACAUUUUCCGGGACUUCCAGGAAGAAACCAGGAGGGACUAUGAAACGGGUCAACUAUAUGGACUUGAGAAAUUCUGGGCCUUUCUGAAAUACUCCAAAGCCAAAAACCUGGAUAUUGAUCCAAUGUUGCAGGAUUACCUGAGCAAGUUCCGUCGGCUAGAGGAUUUCCGAGUGGAUCCCCCGAUUGGAGAAGAUGGAGGGUCCCGAAGGCGCCCCUCCUUUUCAGGUGAAGGCAGAAGAAGGUAUCCUUCACAGUCUUCCAGCAAAGGAUCUAGUCAUCAGUCCCAAUCAGCGUCCCACAACCCAGGAAAGGAUGACCUCAAAGGCCAAAGCCAACCCUCAACUGCCAUCCCGGAUUCCCAGACACCGGGUGGGGAGAAGUAG
Staurois parvus is the source of this 2373-nucleotide messenger RNA. Lineage: Eukaryota; Metazoa; Chordata; Amphibia; Anura; Ranidae. The record is from the annotation of a GenBank genome assembly.